This is a messenger RNA of Pseudozyma flocculosa PF-1, 933 nucleotides long. RefSeq lists its product as uncharacterized. Lineage: Eukaryota; Fungi; Basidiomycota; Ustilaginomycetes; Ustilaginales; Ustilaginaceae. Gene Ontology annotation, biological process: transmembrane transport; nitrite transport. The record is from RefSeq and is a predicted model, not a curated record. Gene Ontology annotation, molecular function: high-affinity secondary active nitrite transmembrane transporter activity. Gene Ontology annotation, cellular component: membrane. The transcript is spliced from 2 exons. The coding region runs from base 1 to 933 and encodes 310 amino acids.
AUGACAGCACCCGCGUCGACGCAGAUGCUCUCGAUCGAGCAUGCGGUGUGGAACUGGAUCGAGACCGGACCCAAGCGCCAUGCGAUGCCCGUCGGCCACCGGCUGGUGCGCGGCAUCAUGGCCGGCUUCCUCCUCUCGACGGGCGGAUGCCUGGUCCAGAUCCUCACCGCCGACCCGUGGCUCGCGCAGAAUGCCGCGGGCCUCCUCAAGAUCCUCCAGGCCGCCGUCUUUCCGUGGGGCCUCGUGAUGAUUGUGCUGCUGCAGGCCGACCUGGUGACGGGCGAGAUGGCCAUCUUUAUCGCCUCGACCAUCAAGCGCAGGGUGCCGCCGUGGGCGUUCCUGUACGGCUGGGCCAUCACCUUUUUGGGCAACCUGAUUGGCGCCCUCUUCUACGCCGCCAUCCUGAUCCACUUUGGCAAGGUGUACAGCGACCCGAUGUUGGCGGGCGCGGCGGCCAGCGCCAAUGCCAAGGUGGCCAGCAUCAACUUUCUCGAGAUCUGGCUGCGCGCCAUUGGCUGCAACGCCCUGGUCUGCAUCGCCGUCUUCCAGGCCUCGAUGGCGACCGACAUGAUCUCCAAGAUUGUCACGUCGUACUUCCCCAUCUUCCUCUUUGUUGCCACCGGCUUCGAGCACGUCGUCGCCAACAUGUUCCUGAUCCCCGAGGGCCUGCUGACGGGCCGGGCGUCGUUUGGCGUGGGCGAGUACAUCUGGAAGUCGAUCAUCGCGUCGUUCCUGGGCAACGUCAUGGGCGCCGGUCUGCUGGUGCUGCCGAUGGUCUACCUGUAUGGGGGCGACGAGCACGACCCGGCGCUCAAGGCGAGCGGCGAGCUGCCGGCGUUGCCGUCGAUUGACACGACGCGGAGGAGCUCGUACGCGCAGGAUAAGACCAAGCCGUACACGGUCGACAUCGAGAGCCACGGCGUGGCUGCGUAG